AUGCUACGCGUCUAUCGAGCGUCGGGCGAUUUGCUUGCUGAGUUCACACAGGAGGAUUUACAAAAGUUGGCCAAUGCAGACAAAUGCCCCGGAUAUGUGUUAAAGAGGCAUUUGCAAACGCUUUGCGGGCAGUUGAGAUUCAAGCAACGAUUGCUGAAGGAGGGUUCCGCUGUACAAAGCGAUGACGCGUUCCUGGAGCCUCCUCUCGAUUUGACCCUGGUGCUCGUACCUUUCGCGACCGCGAGCACGGCCCAGAUCGAUGAGCUCAUCCAAGCUGCUCGGAAGGGUAAUAUCUCGGUGGUCGAGGACUGCUUAAACCGACCUCAAGAACCUGAUCCACCGGGGCAGAAAGCUUCAGCACUGCAUCAAGCUGUUGAACACGGCCAUGUCGAUGUCGCCCGUUUGCUACUGGAGGCCGGUGCAAACAAGGAUCGGACCACGAAAGACAACAACACCCCUUUGUGCCUUGCAGCUGCACUUGAGCAUGCGGGGCAGGUGGAGUGCGCACAGCUGCUGCUGGAAUCACGUGCAGACGUUAAUAUUGCGAAUCGCGGUGGCAGAAGCCCCCUCUUGCAAGCUCUAUCCUGCACAACUGCAGGAUCUGAGGCAGAGGUGGCUAGAUGCGCCAAGGUUGCCGAUCUUUUGUUGAAGGCCCGUGCAAGCGUGGAGAAGACGGACAAUAUGGGCAAGCCGGCCCUGGUCUACGCAUGCGAGAGGGGUUGCACAGAUCUGGUGAAGAUGCUUCUUGAGGCAGGUGCGGAGGUGAAUCAGUCGUGCAAGCAAGAGCUCGGGGAUACUUCAAGGGGCUCGGGUGCCCUUCAUCGAGCUGCUGCGCGGGGUCGUCCAGACGUUGCCCGCAUAUUGCUCGCCGCCCGGGCGGAUGUGGACAAGGUCGACGCAAACGGGUGGACGCCUCUCUUCAAAGCUGUUCGCCAUGCGCACCCGGAAAUGGUGCAGCUAUUGUUGGACGAAGGUGCAAACAAGCUCAAGAAAGAUGCAAGCGGGGAAAGCCCAGCUUCUAUUGCCAAGGUUUUCGGAAAUGAGGACAUCGUGCGCCUCUUGAACAAGAAGAAGCUUCAGAAGAAGGAGCCUACUCAGCCCAGCAAACGGCCACGUCCGGCUCGCAAAUAG
Messenger RNA from Symbiodinium sp. CCMP2592, 1131 nucleotides. NCBI's taxonomy places the organism in Eukaryota, Dinophyceae, Suessiales, Symbiodiniaceae. The record is from the annotation of a GenBank genome assembly.